AUGCAGGCUGCUGCCACGGAGGGACCCUCCGUGACUGCUCGGCUGGAAGAGCUGGAGAAGCGAGAUGCCGAGCACCUGCAGAGGAUCGACGAGCUUGAGCAGGAGUGCGACAAGCUUCGAGGCAUGCAGGCUGCUGCCACGGAGGAGUGCGACAAGCUUCGAGGCAUGCAGGCUGCUGCCACGGAGGAGUGCGACAAGCUUCGAGGCUUGCAGGCUGCUGCCACGGAGGGAGAUGCCGAGGCCAUCAAGAAGGAGUUGCAAGAGGCGCGAGCGGAGUCGGAAGCGAAGCUUGGGGAAGUGGUGCGGAGGUCCAAGGAGCAUCUUCUGGCGUUGCAGGGCCGCCUGGAAGCUGCAACGGCGGAGAAUGCCCAGCUGAGCGAGAGGAACAGGGAGCUGGAUGAGGCCUACCAGCAGCAGCAGGAGAAAGUGCAGAAGAUGCGGCAGCUGGUUACAAAGGCCAACGAGGCCCUGGCGGAAUCGGAGUGCCGGGAGAAGGCCCUCAGCGAGUCCCUGAGCAAGUCUCAGUCCCAACGGCUGCUGCUCCAGGAGCAAAUGGGCUCGAUGGAGAAGAACCUCAGUGUAGCCCCAUCAAGGGAGGAGAUCCAGCAGCGGGGAGGUAUCAUCCUAGCUGUGGAGAGCGACGAUGAUGUGUGGUGCCUCAUCAGCACUGGCGUGAGCGCUGAUGGCACGUCGGCUUCGGAAGUGCCAGACGCCUCCAAGAGGGCACGGUGGUGGCCGCUGUCCUUGCUGGACGUGGCCGAGCGGCCCGUGCCAUUGCAGCGGCGAUGGAAGGGCGAGGUCUCCGCCCUGCGGGCGCAAGUGCAGCGCUUCAAGAAGAAGUCGGAGGAGCUGCAGGAGGAGUUCGACGCCUACAAGGAGAAGGCCAACGCGGCGCUGCAAAGCAGCGCUUCCAGCCGGGAGGAGCUCACGUCCAAGGAGCGGCAAGCGGAGCAGCUGGGCGAACAGCUGCAGGCCAUGGCACUGGAGCUGCAGCGCUCCCAGGCGGAGAAGGCACGGCAUGCGGAGGAGCAGCGAGAGCUAAGGCGGCAGGUGCGGGAGGCAGAGGCGCGGCGUGCGGAGGUGGAGCGCGCCAUGGACCGCAAGGCACGGGAAGCCGAGGAGCGCUGCGAGGCCGAGCUGGAGUCCUCCCGGGCUUCCUUCGAGGCGCGCAUGGACGAGCUGGAGCGGGGCUGGCGGGAGCGCGAGCGCUCCUACCGCCAGGAGCUGGAUCUGCGCAGAACGCAAAAGGAGGCACACGAUGAGGAGGUGGAAACGCUUCGGGCGCUGCUCGACAGCCGUGCAGCUGCUGAGUCCAAGGCAGAGGCUGUUGCAACGCCGACGGCCCCAAAGACAGACUCUGCGGCGCAGACUGAGGAGGCCUUCGAAGCAUCGCCCGAGCCGGAAGCAAAGACUUUCGAGGCACCCGAGGCUCCUGUGCGCCACGAGAGCAGCGACAGCCUACUACCUCCACAGGCCUACUCGCUGCAUGCUUCAGUGGCCUGGCAAGACUUGGUGAGCCUCCGCUCCCAGGUUCGGCAGCUGGAGGCACGCCUCCAGGAGGAGCAAGGGAGACAUGCUACUGCCCUUAAAGAAAGCGAGCUCGGCAAGCGCGAGCUACAAGAGAUUGUGGAGCAGCACAAGCUUCAGCAAAACAUCGGCCAGCACCAGCAGAUGGAGUACAUCCGCAACGUCUUCCGGAAGUUUGUGGAGACGAUGCCGUCCUCCAAUGCAGAGUCUGAGCAGCUGGUGCCCGUGCUGAUGACCUUCUUCCAGCAGCUCGGAACAAUGUUGGUCUCAUGCAAAGAGGGGAUCCAGGAGGCCGCCACUUGGCUGAAACUCUACGCUAGUGGAACCUCUUUGGCGGCAGAUGAGCCGAUCCGGGUGGCACAGACGCCUCGCUUUGUGAAGCAGGAGGCCGUGACUCCGUGCCAUGAGGGCAGGAAAGCGCAUGACACAGAAGGACCUCAAGCCGCCAAGCAGCUCAACAAGACUGCUGAGGCGUUUGCUGGCAUCUACCCCACCUGUUCCACCAAGGCCAAGUUCGACGUGACGGCCGAAGCGGCCGUUGAGGAAGCUGAGACGUGGCAGCCCCAGCAGUGGCUGGGGGUGUCUUAUAGUGAUGCGUUGCAGCCCCUUGUGAAAGUCUCCAUCGGCGGUCAAUGGCUGCAGCUGGUCUACGACAGCAGCUCUGCAUAUGCCGUGGCCUUUGUAAAGGAGUUCGAUGCCUGCGUGCCCCAAGACCUGGCAUCAUGCUACUCAUACAAGGUGGCUGAGGAGCAGGGGGGCUUCCACGUGUGCGCAGAGAACAAUGACCCGCAGGUGGUCUGCGACACAAAUCCGGACCACCGUUUUCCCUGCAACACGUACGCGCCCAACCUCUCCAACACCACAGUCCACAAUGACGCCCUUGUCAUCGACGGCCUCGAGUACUACCAACAGGGUGUGGAGGCUUUGGACAACAUGAUGCUGGAGGUCAGCUCCAAAAUUGUCAGUUGGUCGUCAGUGCCGGUACGGCUGUUGCUGAAGAACCUGACCGCUCUGAGGCCCAACGUGUCGUUGGACCUCUUUCGAGGUGCGGAUGGCAUCCUCGGCGGCUCCGGGUACACAUUGUCGUGCCGAAACACAACCUUGUGGCACCUGCUUUUGCAGAAGACGAACGCCACGAAUUUCUUUCUAGACUUUCAUCCUCCGCCAGCCGCAAUUCUCAGGGACUCCUCCCCAAGCCGCAUCGUCUUCAACGAGGUGGAUCCUGCAGCUCGGGAACAUUUACUCUGGAGCCAGCCAAAGCAGACUGGUGACAUGAUCAACGAUGCGAUGCACGAGCUUCUCAUCUACCGGCCGAAGGUGUGCGGAGUUGACCUCCUGUACAACGCCUCCUCAAAUUGGCUGACCAUCAUUGACACCUCUGGGCCCUGCCUGGCUUUGCCGCCGUUUCUCUUCGACCGCUUGAUGACCCACAUCCCUGUGGACUGUCCUUUCAAAAUGGGAGAGAAGUCCUACGGCCACCUUUGCUCGCCGCAGGCGACAGGGACGCUGCCCAGCCUGAGCUUCCAGCUCGAAGACUCACAGGAGCCAGAGCCCCCAUCGGUGGUGCUCUCGCUGAAGCGACUCGUCUUCAGGAACGCCUCGGGUGACAAGCUCCUGUGCGUGGCCAGACAGGACACCAACAAGGAGACCAUCCCAGCGGACAUGAUGUACUCACACAUAGCAUUUGGAUCAAUGGUGGCGUCUGCGCUCUAUGUAGUCGUGGACCUGCAAAACGCCACCAUUGGCCUGGCUUCCCGGGGCGAUCCGGCGGCCGAGAGCUCCGAGGCUGGCUGUGCAACUCCACCCACCUGUAUUGCGAUGCAGAGCUAUUUUCCUCCUCUGAACAUUUGCGAGGAUCCGCCCUGCUCGCACUACAUUUUCAUGACGCUGGAUGAAGAGACGAAGACCUGUCGCUGGAGAGCGCCCAUUCCAGUGGCCUUCGUGCUUCUGCUGAUCACGUUGGUGGUUCUGGACCUUGUCAGCCACAGGCUCUACAAGCAAGCAAUCCAACGAGCCAGCGAGUUCACGCAGUGA
Molecule: messenger RNA, 3561 nt
Organism: Effrenium voratum
Lineage: Eukaryota; Dinophyceae; Suessiales; Symbiodiniaceae
Source: the annotation of a GenBank genome assembly